AUAUCACUGCACUUUAUUCAUCCACACAACAAGCUAAGUGAAACAUUAGUUCAAAUCAACAUGGCUGCUAUUACAAUGAAAGCUUCAUUUCCACUUUUGAUGCUGCUGGGAAUUGCUUUACUAGCGUGUGUCUCUUCUAGAUCUGAUCAAGAGAAUCCAUUUAUCUUCGAAUCUAACAGGUUUCAAACUCUUUUUGAAAAUGAAAACGGUCACAUCCGUCUUCUCCAAAAAUUUGAUCAACGUUCCAAAAUAUUUGAAAAUCUUCAAAACUACCGUCUUUUGGAAUAUAAGUCCAAACCUCACACCAUAUUUCUUCCACAACAAACCGAUGCCGAUUUCAUCCUUGUUGUCCUCAGUGGAAGAGCUAUACUCACAGUGUUGAAACCCGACGAUAGAAACUCCUUCAACCUUGAGCGUGGAGACGCGAUAAGACUUCCUGCUGGCACCGUUGCUUAUUUGGUUAAUCGAGACGACGACGAAGAUCUUAGAGUAUUAGAUCUUGCCAUUUCCAUAAAUAGACCUGGCCAACUUCAGUCUUUCUUAUUGUCUGGAAAUCAAAAUCAACCUUCCAUCUUAUCUGGGUUCAGCAAGAACAUUCUACAGGCUUCCUUCAAUACCGAUUAUGAAGAGAUAGAGAAGGUUCUUUUGGAAGGGCACGAGAAAGAGACACAACAAAGAAGAAGCCUUAGGGAUAAGAGACAGCAGAGUCAAGAAGAGGAUGUAAUAGCCAAAUUAUCAAGGCGACAAAUUCAGGAAUUGAGUAAAAAUGCAAAGUCUAGCUCCAAAAAAAGUUUAUCCUCAGAAUUUGAGCCAUUUAACUUAAGAAGUCGCAAUCCUAUCUAUUCCAACAAGUUUGGCAAAUUCUUUGAAGUCACCCCAGAGAAAAAUCCGCAACUUCAGAACUUGGAUAUACUUGUUAAUUCUGUUGAGAUUAAGGAGGGAUCUCUACUAUUGCCACACUACAAUUCGAGGGCCAUAGUAAUAGUAACAGUUAACGAAGGAAAUGGAGAUUUUGAACUUUUGGGUCAAAGAAAUGAAAACCAACAAGGACAGAGAAAAGAAGACGAAGAAGAAGAGGAACAAGGGGAAGAAGAGAUAAACAAACAAGUGAUAAAUUACAAAGCUAAGUUGUCUCAAGGAGAUGUUUUUGUAAUUCCAGCAGGUCAUCCAGUUGCCAUAAGAGCUUCCUCAAAUCUCAAUUUGCUUGGAUUUGGUAUCAAUGCUGAGAACAACCAGAGGAACUUUCUUGCAGGCGAGGAGGACAAUGUGAUUAGCCAGAUACAUCGAUCAGUGAAAGAUCUUGCAUUCCCUGGAUCAGCUCAAGAGGUUGAUAGACUAUUAGGAAAUCAGAAACAAUCUUACUUUGCAAAUGCUCAACCUCAGCAAAGAGAGAGAGGAAGCCAUGAAACAAGAGAUCGUCUAUCUUCAAUUUUGGAUGCUUUUUAAUGAAUGAGCAAAUAAUAUGCAUGUAUGCUAUCAAGAUAUAUAGCUCAUAGUGAGCAAAGAAUAAAACAAUGUUCUCUAGUAACUAUAAUUAUAUUUCCACUUUUAUACUACGAAAAAAUAAAUAAAGAGCAUUUUGAUGA
Vicia villosa (hairy vetch) is the source of this 1586-nucleotide messenger RNA. Its product is annotated as vicilin-like. NCBI's taxonomy places the organism in Eukaryota, Viridiplantae, Streptophyta, Magnoliopsida, Fabales, Fabaceae. The record is from RefSeq and is a predicted model, not a curated record. Bases 61 to 1446 code for a protein of 461 amino acids. The transcript has 6 exons.